AUGGCUCGUUUAUUCGAUCCACUUGAUCUACUUGGCCCGGUGGUAAUGAACGCUAAAAUGUUCGUGCAACAACUAUGGGUGGAGAACUUGCCGUGGGAUAAUGAAUUGUCGGAGGAGCGAAGUGAUACCGGUAUGCUCCACUCCCGACUGUCCACAUCAAAAUCUCGUGUCGCUCCAUUGCGAGGCCAGACGAUUCCAAGAUUGGAGCUCAGCGCCGCGCUCUUGGGAAGCCAGUUGAUGGACAACCUACAAAGGAUGACCGAACUCAAGGGUCCAGUUACAUUCUGGACAGAUUCAACGAUAGUGCUUCACUGGAUCAAGUCUCAAUCUAGUUCGUGGAAAGUCUUCGUCUCAAAUCGAGCGGCGGAAGUUCAACGGUUGACUAAAGGAUCACAGUGGAGACACGUUCCAACCGAAAUGAACCCUGCAGAUAGGAUUUCUCGGGGCUCACUUCCAAGUGAUCUGCUAGACGACAAAUUGUGGUGGCAUGGGCCGAGUUUCGUCACGACUCCCGUUGAGCAAUGGCCACAAUUUUCGGAUCUCGCCAAGUUGAUUCGGACAGUAGCCUACUGUUACCGUUUCUACAACAACUGCAAAUUACCGAUCAGUGAGAGGAUUACUGGAUCUUUGGUUUCUAGCAACUGCCAGUUCGCUCUGAAGAUACUCGUUCGCCUAGCACAGGCUACCGCAUUCCCAGCUGAAGUGCGAUUGUAUCAAAACAACCAACGAUGUGUAGUGAACUCGAAGGAACUUGGCUCGAAAUCACUCCUUAGGAACUUGAACUGUUUGAUGGAUGAUUUCGUUUUGCUUAGAUUGGACGGUCGAUUGAGAUACAAAACCGCACCCUUCGACACUCGUUUUCCGAUGAUACUCCCAGCGGACCACAAGCUGACCUGGUUGAUUGCUCGAUCACUCCACGUUCAGACACUGCAUGCUGGUCCUACGCUGCUACUCGCUACUAUUCGCCAACGGUUCUGGCCGCUCCGGGGUCGUCAUCUCGCUCGCAGGGUGCAACCAGCAAAUGGCACCACUUCCAUCAGUACGUGUUACACCUGCUCGAGCAUUCGCAUACUCUGGGAUGGAUUACUGUGGGCCGUUUCUCGUUCGUCCGUUGGUUGGAAGGGGAGCAUCGGUGAAGAUAUACGUCGCGCUUUUCGUGUGUCUAGUGGUGAAGGCCGCCAAAUGUUCGAAUUACACUGCGACAAUGCGACUGCUUUCGUCGGGGCAGAUCGCGAGUUGAAGGCUGCGCGUCAAGCCUUUCGCGAACAGUUUCGGAGCAAGCAAUGGGACGAAUAUUGCACAACUAGCGGAAUCACGUUUCGCUUCAUACCAGCUCGGUCGCCCCACUUCGGUGGGCUAUGGGAGGCUGGUAUCAAGUCCUUCAAGUACCACUUUCGCCGCAUCAUGGGCUGCAAGGCGUUCGACAUGGACCAACUGCUAACCGUCGUAGCCCAAAUCGAAUCCGUUCUCAACUCCCGUCCCUUAGCUCCACUGUCCGACUCCCCAGACGACACAUCCGCUCUGACCCCAGGUCAUUUCCUAAUCGGAGAACCACUCUUUUCCAUUCAAGAGCCAGACCUCUGCGACUUGGACACCAAACGCCUGUCACGUUUGCAGGAUAUGAAACGAUCCGCGCAGGAUCUGUGGCGACGGUGGUCCAGGGACUACUUGAGCCAGUUGCAGCAACGUUCAAAAUGGAAGAAAGAAACUGCAGACGUGGAGUGGCCUUUAGGUCGUAUCACCGAAACGAUCGUUGGGCCAGACGGUCAUGUUCGCGUGGUGGUCGUAAAAACGGCUGCAGGAACGUACAAACGGGCAGUCACCGAAAUUGCAGUGCUUUCCAUCGACGGAGAAAAUUCUCAGUUGGCAGUUGAAACGGACAGUUUCAACGGGGGCCGGCAUGUUGGCGAUUCUAUCUAA
Molecule: messenger RNA, 1920 nt
Organism: Topomyia yanbarensis
Lineage: Eukaryota; Metazoa; Arthropoda; Insecta; Diptera; Culicidae
Exons: 6
Coding region: 1-1920 (639 amino acids)
Molecular function (GO): nucleic acid binding
Source: RefSeq, a predicted model, not a curated record